CAUCAGAUAGGAGCAUCUGGAUUUCGCUCACUGACCCAAGCCCAGACUCUGUAUCCAGUGCGCCUGCGAUAUAUCCCAGUGCUAGUCCAGGAUCGCUUCUGACUGCGACAUUAUGCACACGCGAUAAUGACCAGGGUUCUCCUCUCGCUAUAGGCGUACCGCGGUCAUGGCUGCAGCGCUACAAGGAAUUCAUGGCGCACCAGCAAGCGCACGGGGCCACGCUCUAUCGCCUUGGCGCGUGUGCCACCGUCUUCCGAGCACGGUCUCUCUGACGGUCUCGUCAGCGGUACUGCGCGGUCGCACUCACUCGCAUGCAUUGCCCCCCUCUCACGGCAGUCGGAGAGGGGCUUGGCUUGCGAGAAGCGCGCAAAGAAGCGAGGAGAGCGGAAGGAAACGGCGGAAAGUGCGGAACGCGCUGACAGAGGCAGCAGGAGGAGAUGGAGGGUUGGGGGGAGGCGGAGUGGGGAAUGGAGGCGGGAGCGGAGGUGGAAAUGGGGGAGGAGGGGAGGGUUCGGAUGAGGGAGAGGAGGAUGGGCAAGACAGGAAUCACUUGCUGCUGCGUAUAUUUCUGGCUCUGAAUGCUCUACUCGAGGACGCAUCUGCAUUUCUUUCACAUGGGCUCUCACUCAUACGCACACUCCCAGGCAUACUCAUAGAACGCCUUUCUGAUUGCACAUUAACCCUCAUUGCACAUGCAGCACACUUCCUCCGAUCUCUGAAUCUUCCCCCUUCCCCAUCCUCCCUGCACCACCAUCCCGCCUGGCUCCGCCUCCCCCUCCUCCUCGUCCCCCUCCUCGCUCUCCUCUCCCCCUCCGCCUCCGCGUCCCUCAUCCCGCUCGCCAGACUCAGCACCUCCCGCACCUACCGCUGCCUCCAGCUGUCCGUACAGGACGAAUCCGGCCACCCGCUGCCGCCCUCCGCUGACGUGUACGACGCGUUUGCGGUGCAGCCGGGCGACGUGUUCGUGAGAAGGGACGUGGAAGAUGCGGUGCAGCACCUUCUGAGCCUCGGAUGGUUCUCCCACGUGGAAGUUUCCUGUAGACCGCAGCGCUCCGGGUGGACUUACCUGCAGCUCACUAUUAAAGACAUGCACUACCCCCCGGCUACUAUCGCAAAAUGCGUCAACGUGGGCGUGUCAGCGCAGGAGGGAGCAGGGGGGGGAGAGGGAGGAGCAGCAGCGCGUAAGUGUCUGUUGCCUGAGAGCGAGGAGCGGGAGCUGUCAAGGUGGCUGUCCCGACAGGGCCCGUCGCUCUCCCAGCCGCUGCUGCAGCAGCUCGCAGCGAGGAUAGAGGAGUGGUAUGCGCAAAAAGGCUAUGUCCUGGCUCGAGUCAGAAGCUUUGUGCCGCCGGGGAAGGGAGGAGCGGGAGCGGAGGGGGGAAGAGGAGGGGGAGGCGAGGUGGUGUGCCACGUGGUGGAGGGGGACGUGACGAGGGUGCAGGUGCGGUUUGUGGACGCGGGCGGCAACACUGUCAAGGGCCGCACGUCGCUGGCGUUGCUGCACCACGUGCUGCCCCGGGAGCUGCGGCCAGGGGUGGUGUACAACGCGCGGGUGGGGCGGGAGGUGGUGCGGGCGCUGUACCGCUUGGCACUGUUUGAGUCGGUGCAGGUGCACCUGCGCCCGGACGAGACGCGCGGGCAGCACGGGGGCGUGGUGGUGGACGUGGAGGUGCGCGAGCGACCCAUGGCCGCCGCCACUGCUGAUGCCGACUGGAACUUCGCCGUGCCGCCCCAUGGGUGGUUCCCUCGCCUGGACUCCAUCUUCCCCGGGUGUCGCGUGCACGUGGAGCAGCAUGGGCUGGGGGGCAUGAACCGGUCGCUGUACCUGGACGUCUCCACACACAACAUCAUGUACCCGCAGGACGACCUGUCUCUCAAGCUUGAGUACGUGCAUCCGUUCCUUGACGGCCUUCCUCCCCUGCCACGCAACGCCCUCUCCCACCCACCCACCCGCGCCUCCUCCUCCUCUCCUUCCUCUGCCACACACACCUCCACCCCUCCCCCCUGCACCCCGCGCAACCCGCGCUCGCUGCGUGCAGCGAUCUUCAACUCGCGGCGCCUGUCAUCCGCCCUGGCCUUCCAGGGCCCCACUGCGCCCCUCGCCCUCUCCCUCGACGCGGGGCCGCUGUGGGUGGACCGCACAGGGGCGAAGGUCUCGCUCACUGAGGAGUUGUCGAGUCAGAGUCGCAGCAGCACGUCGCUGGUGUUCCAGGAGGUGUGUGUGCGCGACGAGAAUGCAGCCAUAGUGCCUCGCGUCUCGCCCUUCCGCCACCCCCCCGUUGACCCUUCCGCCACCGCUGCGGCUGCUGGGGGGAUGGCGCCCAUCACUGCCUCCUCUCCCGCCCCCCUGCCUGCUGCGGCUUCUGACGGUGUUGCGAAUAGCCGGGGGACGGGGAGCAGUAGCAGCAGUGGCGGCAGGCGGAGAGGGGGGUUUGGCAGCGUGGAGACAAGCGUGAGUGGGCAGGGCGUGGACCACCUACUCACACUGCAGCAUGUCGUGACGAGGGACGCCACACGCCGCGUGCACGGCAUGGCAGUGGGCGUGAGGGACAUCCUGCAGGUGGAGCAGGCGCUUGUGCCCUUCACCGCGCUGCCCUUCUUCAACCGCUACACCCUCGCCUGCACGCGCUUCCUCCCUCUUGAAACCGUCUUCUACGCGCUCUUCCCCUCGCCCGCGCGCCAACGGCGCCUGCAGCGCCGCCCGCCCCCUCCUGCGCGCUCGGCACCAUGCACGGUGGUCCUGCACGCGCGGCACGGUGCGUGCAUGGGCGACUUGGCUGCCGUGGACGCGUUUCAGCUGGGGGGUGCGCACUCUGUCAGGGGCUUUGAGCACGGGGAGCUUGCCACGUGCCGGCGCUUCCUUGAGCUGAGUGGGGAGCUGCGUGUGCCGCUGCGAGCGCUGCACGUCUACUCCUUCCUGGACUGGGCGUCCGACCUCGCCUCCUCCACUGCUGUCCCUGGCAACCCCUCGGCGCUCUUUGCCAAGCCCGGCGGGGGCUGGUCGUGCGGCGUGGGGGCGCAGAUGGGGCUCAUGCGCCUGGAGGUGGUGCGCGAUGGGCUGUCGGGCAGGACGGACGUGGGCUGCUACUUCGGGGACCGCUACUAGCACCUGUGGGUGGAACAAGGGAGGGGAUGCCCUGUGGGUCAUCAUGACUCAUGAGUGGGUUCGAUCAGUGCUGAUAAAGUGUUGUUGUGCCGUGUUGUUCUCGAAUGCUGAAUGGCCGGUGGGAUGAUAGUGCACCGUGGCCAGUAGUGAAUGACUUGAGUUGUAAAGCAUUGAGAUUGGGAAUCUUUGU
Closterium sp. NIES-67 is the source of this 3293-nucleotide messenger RNA. The record is from the annotation of a GenBank genome assembly. NCBI's taxonomy places the organism in Eukaryota, Viridiplantae, Streptophyta, Zygnematophyceae, Desmidiales, Closteriaceae.